CAAUCAAACUAUUACUUAUCACUUCUUCAUAGCCAAAAGAAUGCAAUGGUGUAAAGAUUCCAGUUGAUGCCAGUAAACCUAAUCCAAAUGAUGUGGAGUUUGAUAAUCUGUAUUUGGAUAUGAAUGGAAUCAUCCAUCCUUGUACUCAUCCUGAAGACAAACCAGCACCAAAAAAUGAAGAUGAAAUGAUGGUUGCAAUUUUUGAGUACAUUGACAGACUUUUCAAUAUCGUAAGACCAAGAAGACUUCUCUACAUGGCAAUAGAUGGAGUGGCACCACGUGCCAAAAUGAACCAACAGCGUUCAAGGAGGUUUAGAGCAUCAAAGGAAGGAAUGGAAGCAGCAGUUGAGAAGCAGCGAGUCAGAGAAGAAAUACUUGCAAAAGGUGGCUUUCUUCCUCCAGAAGAAAUAAAAGAAAGAUUUGACAGCAACUGUAUUACACCAGGAACUGAGUUCAUGGACAAUCUUGCUAAAUGCCUUCGCUAUUACAUAGCUGAUCGUUUAAAUAAUGACCCUGGGUGGAAAAAUUUGACAGUUAUAUUAUCUGAUGCUAGUGCACCUGGUGAAGGAGAACACAAAAUCAUGGAUUAUAUUAGAAGACAAAGAGCCCAGCCUAACCAUGACCCAAAUACUCAUCAUUGUUUAUGUGGAGCUGAUGCUGAUCUCAUUAUGCUUGGUCUUGCUACACAUGAACCUAACUUCACCAUAAUCAGAGAAGAAUUCAAACCAAACAAACCCAAACCAUGUGCUCUUUGUAAUCAGUUUGGACAUGAGGUUAAGGAUUGUGAAGGUUUGCCAAGAGAAAAGAAGGGAAAGCAUGAUGAACUUGCAGAUAGUCUUCCUUGUGCAGAAGGGGAGUUUAUCUUCAUUCGGCUGAAUGUCCUUCGAGAGUAUCUGGAAAGAGAACUCACCAUGGCCAGCUUACCAUUCCCAUUUGAUGUGGAGAGGAGCAUUGAUGACUGGGUGUUCAUGUGCUUCUUUGUGGGGAAUGAUUUCCUUCCUCACUUGCCGUCAUUAGAGAUUAGGGAAGGUGCAAUUGAUCGUUUGGUUAACAUAUACAAAAACGUGGUACACAAAACUGGGGGUUACCUUACAGAAAGUGGUUAUGUCAAUCUGCAAAGAGUACAGAUGAUCAUGUUAGCAGUUGGUGAAGUUGAGGAUAGCAUUUUUAAAAAGAGAAAAGAUGAUGAGGACAGUUUUAGAAGACGACAGAAAGAAAAAAGAAAGAGGAUGAAGAGAGAUCAACCAGCUUUUACUCCUAGUGGAAUAUUAACACCUCAUGCCUUGGGUUCAAGAAAUUCACCAGGUUGUCAUGUAGCCAGUAAUCCAAGACAAGCGGCCUAUGAAAUGAGGAUGCAUAGUAACUCUAGUCCCUCAAUAUCUCCUAAUACAAGUUUUGCAUCUGAUGGCUCCCCAUCUCCAGGAAUUAAGAGAAAAGCAGAAGACAGUGACAGUGAACCAGAGCCAGAGGAUAACGUCAGGUUAUGGGAAGCUGGUUGGAAGCAACGAUACUAUAAGAACAAGUUUGAUGUAGAUGCAGCUGAUGAGAAAUUCCGACGUAAGGUGGUUCAGUCCUAUGUUGAAGGACUGUGCUGGGUUCUUCGAUAUUAUUACCAGGGCUGUGCUUCCUGGAAAUGGUAUUAUCCAUUCCAUUAUGCACCAUUUGCCUCAGACUUUGAAGGUAUUGCAGACAUGUCUUCAGAAUUUGAGAAGGGCACAAAACCGUUUAAACCACUGGAACAACUCAUGGGGGUUUUUCCAGCUGCAAGUGGUAACUUUCUACCUCCAUCAUGGCGGAAAAUUGAACAAGAGUCCUAUCAUGUUUUUGGUUUUGAUUCUUUUGCUUUCUCCCCGAAACAGGAUUCUAGUAUAAUUGACUUCUAUCCUGAAGAUUUUGCUAUCGAUUUAAAUGGGAAGAAAUAUGCAUGGCAAGGUGUUGCUCUGUUGCCAUUUGUGGAUGAACGAAGGCUGCGGGCUGCCCUAGAAGAGGUGUACCCAGACCUCACUCCAGAAGAGAACAGGAGAAAUAGUCUUGGAGGUGAUGUUAUGUUUGUGGGAAAACUUCACCCACUACAUGACUUCAUUUUAGAGCUGUAUCAGACAGGUUCCACAGAGCCAAUAGAUGUGCCACCUGAAUUGUGUCAUGGGAUUCAAGGAAAGUUUUCUUUGGAUGAAGAAGCCAUUCUUCCAGAUCAAACAGUAUGUUCCCCUGUGCCCAUGUUACGGGACCUGACACAGAACACUGCAGUCAGUAUUAAUUUUAAAGAUCCACAAUUUGCUGAAGAUUAUGUUUUUAAAGCUGUAAUGCUUCCAGGAGCAAGGAAGCCAGCAGCAGUUCUGAAACCUGGUGAUUGGGAAAAAUCCAGCAAUGGGAGGCAGUGGAAACCCCAGCUUGGCUUUAAUCGGGACCGGCGGCCUGUUCACCUGGACCAGGCAGCCUUUAGAACUUUAGGCCAUGUUAUGCCAAGAGGCUCGGGGACUGGUGUUUACAGCAACACUGCACCACCACCUGCAACUUACCAGGGGAGCUUAUACAGGCCACUGUUGAGAGGGCAAACUCAGAUUCCAAAACUUAUGUCAAAUAUGCGGCCCCAAGAUUCCUGGCGAGGGCCUCCUCCUCUUUUCCAGCAGCAGAGAUUUGACAGAAGUGUUGGAGCUGAACCUCUACUGCCAUGGAACCGGAUGCUCCAAACCCAAAAUGCAGCCUUUCAGCCAAACCAGUACCAGAUGCUGGCUGGGCCUGGAGGAUAUCCACCCAGACGUGAUGAUCGCGGAGGGAGACAGGGUUAUCCCAGAGAAGGAAGGAAAUACCCUUUGCCACCACCUUCAGGAAGAUACAGUUGGAAUUAAGCUUUUGUAAAGCUUUCCCAAAUCCUUUCACCAUUAUAUACUUUUAUGCUAUUUGUGGAAAGGAGAUUUCUUUCUCAAGUAGUAGGUUUUAAUAAAACUACAGUACUUUGUGUAUUUCUUUUAACUGUGUGUAUAUUUUUGCUGAUCUGAUCUCACUGUUUUAUGUUGCUUUCCAGAGAUGUGUGGUGCAUAAUACAGUGGGUCUGAAUUUAUUAUUGCUUGUAAACACAUUUGAUGAAAUUAGGAGUCCUGGGUUUUUAUUAUGGUUAAAAUUCAAGCCAGCUCUAAGCUGAUUUUGAUGCACAUGAAUAAUUAGGUAUGGACAUUUGAACUGUACAUUCAGCAUACUAGAGCAUAUGUUGCUCAGCAUUUCUUUGGAAACAUUUCAUUAAAGUACUUGUCUUACAGAAAUUUGUGGACUUUAGUAAAAAAAUAAAAUAAAAAUAAAGCUAAACUUUAAAAGCUCUA
Messenger RNA from Cricetulus griseus (Chinese hamster), 3317 nucleotides. The record is from RefSeq and is a predicted model, not a curated record. Lineage: Eukaryota; Metazoa; Chordata; Mammalia; Rodentia; Cricetidae.